UAUCCUCGUAGUAGCUACUUAACCAGCAGUAGCAGCAGAAGACGAAUCGAGAGAGUAAGGUAAAGGAGCCGAUCGAGAUGGCGUCCAUGAUGGGAGGAGACUUCGUGGAGGCCUACGUGCUCAGGAACGCAUACAAGGAGAAGAUGAGGCGCAUGGACGAGGCGGCGGCGGCCGCCGCAGCCGUUGAAGGAAAGAACAGCAAGGAGGGCGGCGCCGGCGGUGACUCUGCCGGAGAGAAGAAGGCCGCGGGCGCGAGCAGCAAGGGAGGGUUCUUUGGGCUCAUGAAGAAGAAGGUGCACCCUAAAGCGGCUUCUUCUUCUUGA
Molecule: messenger RNA, 323 nt
Organism: Lolium rigidum
Lineage: Eukaryota; Viridiplantae; Streptophyta; Magnoliopsida; Poales; Poaceae
Exons: 1
Coding region: 78-323 (81 amino acids)
Source: RefSeq, a predicted model, not a curated record